AGAAGGCCGUCCUGACGCUCGGGCCCAGGCCUCAGGAGCUGCCCUGCCGGCCCUGGGGUUGGCGGAGGGACUCUGGGAAUAUGCCGCAUGCCAGUCCGGGGCCUUCAUGAAGGGAGUGUUCACAUUUGUCACAGGCAGCAGUGCGACCUUCGGCCUGCAGAUGCUCCUCCAGAGGAGGUUUACGUAUCCUUGGCAGUGGAGCCUGCUGGGGGCCGUCGUUGCAGGCUCCGUGGCCAGCUAUGGGGUGACCAGGGUGGAGUCUCAGAAAUGCAGUGACCUCUGGCUCUUCCUGGAGACUGGGCAGCUCCCCAAAGAUAUGGGCACAGAUCAGCGUGUGUAAGAGAGCUUCAACUGGGGCCUGGGGCACAGCCCUCAGCACCCACACCCCAGAGUGACCCGGCCGUGUCCCCUGCCUGCACACGUGACCAGACCCAGCAGCUGCCCAGGAUGGGGUCAGAAAGGGCUGUUCCCAGGGUGGCGGUUUUCUCCAGGGAAGUGAGAAACAGAUGACGCUCGGAGCCAGAGGGCCCAUGUCCAGCUGCACGCUCCUGUUUGGGGGCAGCAGCCUGGGGGCGGGAUGGACAGGGUUUCCGUAGUCUGUGGUGCUCUGGCCCCUGCACCCCAAGUCCGAGGUAACGGCUGAUGUUGGGGAGUGAGAGUAAUAAACGGCGUGCCCUUUUCCACCCGA
This is a messenger RNA of Tupaia belangeri chinensis (Chinese tree shrew), 688 nucleotides long. RefSeq names its product transmembrane protein 141 (gene TMEM141). The transcript has 5 exons. The record is from RefSeq and is a predicted model, not a curated record. The coding region runs from base 107 to 340 and encodes 77 amino acids. Lineage: Eukaryota; Metazoa; Chordata; Mammalia; Scandentia; Tupaiidae.